Molecule: messenger RNA, 758 nt
Organism: Amphiprion ocellaris (clown anemonefish)
Lineage: Eukaryota; Metazoa; Chordata; Actinopteri; Pomacentridae
Gene: ppil2
Product: peptidylprolyl isomerase (cyclophilin)-like 2
Exons: 6
Coding region: 116-592 (158 amino acids)
Biological process (GO): protein peptidyl-prolyl isomerization; protein polyubiquitination
Cellular component (GO): catalytic step 2 spliceosome
Molecular function (GO): ubiquitin-ubiquitin ligase activity; peptidyl-prolyl cis-trans isomerase activity
Source: RefSeq, a predicted model, not a curated record
CAUCUCUCUCUCCCUUUGUCUGUCUUCAUUCCCAGGUGGCGAGUCUUUCUGGGGGAAACCUUUCAAGGAUGAGUUUCGGCCGAACUUAUCUCACACCGGCCGGGGGGUUCUCAGCAUGGCCAACUCAGGUCCAAACACCAACAAGUCUCAGUUCUUCAUCACAUUCCGGUCUUGCACCUACCUCGACAGGAAGCACACAGUGUUUGGCAGGGUUGUCGGUGGAUUCGAGACCCUCACAGCUAUGGAGAAUGUGGAGAGUGAUCCGAAAACAGACAAACCGAAGUCGGAGAUCAAGAUCAUCAGUACGACUGUGUUUGUGGACCCGUACGAAGAGGCUGAUGCUGAGAUUGCAGCAGAGCGAGAAAAGGAGCUUCAGAAGCAGGAGGAGGAGAAGCAGCAGGCCAGCAUCGCCCUGAAGAAAGCCAAGGAGGACCAGGUGCCAAAGACCUUCAAAGAAGGUGUUGGGAAAUACAUCAACCCCUCCACAAUAAAACGUUCAGCGGCUGAAGACGACAGUGGCCCGUCCACCAGUGGAGCAGCAGCCAAGAAGUCCAAAGGGAAGACAAGUUUCGGAGACUUCAGCUCCUGGUAGCACUGACAGAUGCAACCUUCACCAGUCUGAAUUAACUGGUCAGCCUGAACGCCAACAGAGUUAAUUUCAUCCAUACUUUAGGUUUUUGUAUCAUCUGUCAUCUCUCAAUAGUGUUUCUUGCAUCCUGUGAAUCUAUAAAUAAAAGCUAAAUUUUUUCAUAGAUAAA